UGUUGUUUUGGUGGGAAACGCGAACGCGAUUUCAAAGAUGAGUCUAUUCAUAAACAUAUGGCAAGGAGCUUCGAAGCGAAUUGAGAGCAAACAAAUUCAAAUGAAGAAUUCUAUGCUUAAAAAUACGGAAAAUGAGAAGAGCAAAGCUCAGGUAUGGUGAUGGAAGUCUGGAGAAAAAUACAUCACCAUACAAAGCUAGAGUUAUGUCCAAUCUGGGGAAGCUGGUUAGGCCGAAAUGCGGCUUGACGAUGACAUUUCUUUUGUGCAUUUUCUCAACAGCAACGUUGUUCUUAAUUGGGACCUAUUACAGAGGCUCAUUUUGGAAAGAAGAGGCUUUCAAAAAUGUUGAAUUUGAUGUUAAAGAGGUUAAACAAACUGAGGAAUUUCAAGAUGUUUUGAGCGAUUCAAACAGAAUGCCUUCAAUCAAAAGUGGUAGGUUUCAAGAUAGGAUACCCCAGAAGUUAUCUCAAGAAAAUGAUGAAGCUAAAUCUUUUGAAAAAACGUCCGAAGUUGAGAAGGAUAAACAAAAUAUCGUAGUUGCGAAAAGGAAAACAGAAAAUGGAGAACAGAAAGUUAACACUGCAACUGAAAAUGCAGAAUAUUUUGUUUUGCUUCAACUUGUCAAUGCUCAUAGUGGAAGUAAAUUUGCGGAUAAUUUCUACAAUUGUAUUAAAUCAAUAAUGAAAAGAACAAAGCUAGAUUUGAAAUUUUUGCUCACUGUUGACGAUGUUAGCAAAGCUACAGCAGAGAAAGUGUUUCAAGAAGUUGCCCAUGACCUGAACCUGAAGAAAGAGAAAAUGCCAAACAGGACAUACUUCCCAAUUGAACAAGUGAAUGAAAAAGUUUUCCCAUACACAAAGGCAUUGCAGCAACUAUUCAGCAGCGGAGAAGGAGCAUAUUAUAGUCAUGCCAUAUUCUUCAUUGCACCAGUAAUACACAAGAUUUUGCCAAAAAAUAUUAAACGUGUUGUUAUGCUUGAUACAGACCUGCAGUUCCGGGCAGACAUUAAGGACCUCUUUCGAUUGUUUGACAGCAUGUCUGAAAGGGCCAUAAUGGCUCUUGCAACUGAUCAGCAACCUGUUUAUAGACAUGUCCUUUGGAGCUAUCGGAACAAGAAUCCUGGAACCAAAGUUGGUGGUCCUCCACCAGAUGGUCUAACUGGUUUCAACAGUGGUGUGAAGCUGGUAAAUGUAGAAGAAAUGAGAAACAGCAAGCUUUACAAUCAGUUGAUUCAAGGACAAAAUGCCUCUAGGCUGGCCAAAAAAUAUGAUUUCAAAGGACACCUUGGUGACCAAGAUUUUUACUCAUUAAUCAGCUUUGAUUAUCCACAUUUGUUUUACAACCUUCCUUGCCAAUGGAACAGACAGUUAUGCACCUGGUGGAAAAACCAUGGCUACCAACAUGUAUUUGACAUGUACUUUAAAUGUGAUGCCCCAUACUAUGUCUUGCAUGGCAACUGCAACACACCAAUCCCAAGUGAAUAGCAAAGCUUAAAAAAAGUUGCCAGGCAGAUUAUCCAGCACGAUUCAUCUGUUCAAUAUGACCAAAGUUAGAACAUAUUUCAAUUAUUUAUUUAUUCUAAAUAAAACUUAUUGAUCACAAUUAACAAGGAGAAUUUCAAUAUCAAUAUUACAAUUUCAAAUAUUUUUGUCUGUAUUUAAGUGGGAAGUGUCUCUUUUCCUGCAACUAUGGUGAAAAAAUAACAGGAAACAUACAAUCAUAUCAGAUUGUAUACUCUUGGUUAUCAAUUUGGAAUUUCAAAGCAGUAAAAUUUUUAAAGAAAGCCAAGAUAAGCAAAAAGCUGUUUAAUAUGUUCCAGAAAAUUCAAUUUUUAAAGCUAAAAAUUUUAUAAGUUCAAUUUCUGUAAUUUGGCUUUAGAAAAAAUGCCAUUUUUGAGUCCUGUUUGCCUUGCUGAGAGAAUCAACAGCUUUUCUGAUAGCACUUUUCGUUUUUGAUAUAUUAAUAUUAAAGUCUGGAGGCUUGACAUAAUUCCAUUGAAACAGAAGCAAUAGUUUUAAAUGAAAGUUGCAUUUUCUCAGAUUAUACAACAUGACUGACAAUUGUCAAGCUUUGGAAUUG
This is a messenger RNA of Rhopilema esculentum, 2079 nucleotides long. Its product is annotated as xyloside xylosyltransferase 1. Gene Ontology annotation, molecular function: xylosyl alpha-1,3-xylosyltransferase activity. Gene Ontology annotation, biological process: protein O-linked glycosylation via N-acetylgalactosamine. Gene Ontology annotation, cellular component: endoplasmic reticulum membrane. The record is from RefSeq and is a predicted model, not a curated record. Lineage: Eukaryota; Metazoa; Cnidaria; Scyphozoa; Rhizostomeae; Rhizostomatidae.